AUGUACCCAGUGAAAACACGACAUUCCCUAGCCUUCCUUGCAAAUAAGGGUGAAGAACAGCAGUGCAGCCCAGGCCUGGUCAGCAGGAAGACGGUGGCCACAAAGAAGACGAAAAAGUCACUGGAGUCGAUCAACUCUAGGCUCCAACUGGUUACAAAAAGUGGAAAGUACGUGCUGGGGUACAAGCAGACUCUAAAAAUGAUCAGACACGGCAAAGCGAAACUGGUCAUCCUUGCCAACAACUGCCCAGCCUUGAGGAAAUCUGAAAUAGAGUAUUAUGCCAUGUUGGCCAAAACUGGUGUCCAUCACUACAGUGGCAAUAAUAUUGAAUUGGGCACAACAUGUCGAAAAUACUACAGAGUAUGCACACUGGCUAUCAUUGAUCCAGGUGAUUCUGGUAUUAUUAGAGGCAUGCAAGAACAGACUGGUGAAAAGUAA
Balaenoptera acutorostrata (minke whale) is the source of this 438-nucleotide messenger RNA. Its product is annotated as 60S ribosomal protein L30-like. Gene Ontology annotation, molecular function: RNA binding; structural constituent of ribosome. The transcript is spliced from 2 exons. The record is from RefSeq and is a predicted model, not a curated record. NCBI's taxonomy places the organism in Eukaryota, Metazoa, Chordata, Mammalia, Artiodactyla, Balaenopteridae. Gene Ontology annotation, cellular component: cytosolic large ribosomal subunit. The coding region runs from base 1 to 438 and encodes 145 amino acids.